Rhododendron vialii is the source of this 885-nucleotide messenger RNA. RefSeq lists its product as uncharacterized. The record is from RefSeq and is a predicted model, not a curated record. The transcript has a single exon. NCBI's taxonomy places the organism in Eukaryota, Viridiplantae, Streptophyta, Magnoliopsida, Ericales, Ericaceae. Bases 1 to 885 code for a protein of 294 amino acids.
AUGGGGCGUCCUCUUCCAAGGAAGUUUAAAAUGCCCCAAUUGGAAACAUUUAAUGGCUCCACGGACCCGUUAGAUCAUUUGGAAACAUAUAAAUCCUUGAUGCACCUACAAGCAGUGCCAGACGAGGUAAUGUGUCAGGCGUUCCCAGUUACCCUCAAGGGAAGUGCCCGAGCAUGGUUCAACAAGCUCCCACCGGGAAGUAUACGUAGCUUCAAAGAGCUUAGCACAAGCUUUGUAAGUUACUUCAUUGCUGGCCAGCGCUACGGCAAACUAGCAACGCACCUCUUGACGGUGAAACAAGGAAGAUGGGAAUCAUUAAGAGAAUACACCACCAGGUUUAAUAAAGAGGUGGUCCAAAUAGAUGAAGCCGACGAUAACGUGAGCAUAACUGCAUAUAUUGCUGGGUUGUAUUCAGGAAAAUUCCUAUACCUUGUGUCUCAAGAGCCACCCAAAACCAUGGCAGAGCUCAUGCUCAGAGCUCAGAAGCACAUGAACGCAGAAGAAGCUGUCUACGCAAGGCGUACACGUGAUGGUUUUGAUCCUCAAACAGGACCAUCACAGAUUGGCGAAUUCCCUCCAACAGACAAGAGGAAGAGAGAAGCUGUCCGCAAGUUAGGAGGUGAACCAAAAAACAAAAAGGUGGACUCAAGGUCAUCUCCGAAGAGAGGAGUAGCCGGAGGGCCGCCCCAAGGAAAGUACAAGCAGUUCACUCCGCUCAUAGCCACAGCAAAGCAAAUCGUCAGCAAUCUGCAAGACGAUCCAUGUAACACCCCGAUUUUUGGGAACGUUAAUUUAAUAAAUUUUCCACAUUUAUUAAAUGGAAAGAAACAUAAAGUCAUUACAAGCCAACUUAUCCCCAAAUUCGUGUUACACUUAUUUAAAUAG